UUAGACAAUUAGUUAAAAAUUGCCUUUAUUAAAAAAUAUUUUACAAUUCAAUAACAAAACCAAUAUUAUACAGUAGUUUUCUCUUAAAUAUACGUUAAUUUUAUAAUUAGAUUUAACAAACUUUGAUGUAAAAUCCUCUUGAAAUUUACAUUAUUUCCACUGUAUUAAAGUAUUGAAGCAAUUGUUACCAAUAUCGAUAUAAAAUGAAGUGCUGUGUGGGAUGUUUCUGGUUUUAACCGUAAAAUUUGCAAGUAUUUUAUCAUGCAUGUAGGGAAGAGUAAAUCUCAUUAGAACUCUUAAAUUUUUUGAGAAAUUACUGAAAGAAACUCUCUUCAAACCUUGAGAAAUUUUGUUGUUUUUUCAUUUCUCAAAAAAUAAAAGUGUUUCAAUAAUAUUUACUCUUUCAUAAUAUACAUUAAGAUCAAUUUUAUAUUAACGAAAGUUAGUUCCAGAAGUGCUAAUUUUCAAUUCUGCCGAAAAAUCGCAAAAUAUGAUAAAUAAUUUCUAACAAGCACAAGUUAAGUGCGUAGUUUGUGCUUUAUUGUGUACACAUUUUUACAUUCUCGUUGUAUGAAAAAAUAUUUUCUUUUUAUCCAUGAAGGAAAACAAUAUGAAAAAUACGAAUUUUCAUUACACUUUUUGAAUGUUCAAGUUUCUGAUUUUCAUAAAAGAAACGAGAUUUGGAAAAAUCUAUAAUUACAUUGAAAUGAAUAAUUAUUGGACACUUUUGGAAUCAACUUUAGUAGCCAAUUAAAUUAUAUUGAUAAAUAAUUCGAUGAAAUAUCUUAAGAAUUGUUGAUUUGCAAUAUUAAGGAAAAAAUUUUAUGAAUCGUGUUUAGGGUACAAGUCGAUGGCUCCUAAAUGGAAACACGUUAUUCAAGAGAGGAAUUAGAAAACACGUAAAUCUCGAAAAACAAAUGGACAAAAUGUUAUUUAUCUGAAGUAUUUUUUAGGGUGCGAGGCCUGCAGGAGAAACAAUAUCAGUUAGCAGCUCAUAAGCGACAUGAGGCAAAUCUGAAAUACAAUUAUUACAAGGAGACAGUUAGAUUUUUUACUCGUGAAAAUGUAAAUAGCAAGCAAUUCAAUUCUUGGUGCUCCAAAGAAAUGGCAUCUCUUCUUGACAAGCCAUUGAAAGCUCAACAAUUGCGUCAACGUCAAUCUCAGCUAAAAUCAUUAUUUCAAGAAGAACAAGAUCAGUAUGAUAAGGAAUUAUUGGAGUUAAAGUCACAUAAAAAUCCAUCACCAGAUUACUCUAUUGAAGCUCUGAAGCGAAAAUUAAAAGAAAAAAAAGCCGAGCAAAGCUUAUAUUUACCAAAAGAUUGUCGUCGAUUUCAAUCCAACUUUUAUAACACUGGAAAUCCUAAUCAAUCAUUAUUCAGCAAUGAAAAAUUCAAUUCCGAAUUCAUUUCUAAAGAUUCACAUCCGCAGAAGAAUGAUUCGCCUAAAAGUAAUCAAUCUCCAAUAAAUGAUAUCGAAUUUGAUCGAAAAACUGUUUCAAGUACAAUUGAUAAUUCUGUGAAUGUAAGGACUCAUCAAAUUACAUAUCAAUCACAACUUUUGGGAACUGGAGUUAAACAGGCGUUAUACGACCACUCAAAAGAGAAAAUCAAUAAUAACUCUUCUACAAGAUCUUCUUGCAGAAGUCUUGAGGAAACAAAUAUUCGAAAUUCAGAUGAAUUGACGCCUUUUAGAACUAUUCAAAGACCCCAAUUUAAUGAAUCGUUAAUUCACUCGCAAUGUGAGGCAUCAACUCCUUCAAAUGAAGUACCAAUAAAUCAGAUUAAUACUUCGAAAGAGUGUACCACAAAUUCUCAACAAAUUUCUGAUAGCAAUCAAACUACAGAUAUUUACGUAAAUAAUUUGAAAGCUAGCGAUGAAAUUUCAGAAUCAUGUUUCUCACAAGAUGAUUCUUCCAAUAGUAUAAAAAAUAAAAACAACCCUUUCGAGAAUCCAAUAAAUAUUGCAUUGGUGAGAGAAAAUCCCAAAUACAAAAGACUAACCACACAAAUGUUUCAUUAUUUGGCCAAUAAAGAUUUACAAGAACAAAUUUUGAAUUUAUCGAAGAGAGAAUUUCAAGCUUGCAGAAAGCAAUGGUGGUCUCAAGCUAUAAGACUCAGAGAGAUGAAGAAUAAAUUGGAGUUAAUUAAGGAGCAAAAUAUCUAUAACACUUUACUUUCUCAAAUGGACAGUAAAACUAAAAAGAUUGAAAGACAUAAAAUUGCUGAGAGAUCAACAAUUAUCUCUCAGAGAGAGAAAAUAUGUGAAAGUGCAAACGUUUAUGAUGAAGAAGCGAAAGUCCUUUGGAAACAGUGGAUCCUCGAAGAUGAGCUUACUGAAAAGUUAGACUCUCUUGAAGAAAGGAAUAUUUUACUUGCACAGUUAGAAAAGGAAUGGCAAAUUUUAAAUCAAAAGGAUAAAAAACGAAUUGAUGAUUUUUAUCAAAACGUUAUUUUCAAAUCGAAAAUACAAGAUGAAUAUAAUCUUGCUGAGGACUUAAGGUCUGUAGGAUCAAAAAUUUUAGAUACAGAAUGUUUUGUAAAAUAAAUAAAUUUAUGGAAAAUUA
Molecule: messenger RNA, 2563 nt
Organism: Leptopilina heterotoma
Lineage: Eukaryota; Metazoa; Arthropoda; Insecta; Hymenoptera; Figitidae
Exons: 3
Coding region: 1105-2544 (479 amino acids)
Source: RefSeq, a predicted model, not a curated record